AUGGCAUUCUGGGGAGUCAUCACUCCGCUCUUCCUCUUGACAAUAUUUGCAUCCUAUUCGCUCGCUGCACCUUACCUUAACGGAACCACAAGAACAUAUUAUGUGGCAGCCGUGGAGCAAGACUGGGAUUAUAUGCCCACUGGUAUGGACAUGGUGAACGCGGUGCCCAUCGAAGACUCUCCGCAAGCCGCUGCAGUCGCGGGACAGAACGGGCAGAGAAUCGGACAUGUGUACAAAAAGGUCCUCUUUCGCGAAUACACUGACGGCGGCUUUACCGCCCAGACGCCCCGUCCAAGCUGGCUGGGCAUGCUUGGUCCGAUUAUUCGUGCGGAGGUCGGUGACACCGUUAAGGUUGUCUUCCGAAACAUGGCAUCCCACAACCACACGAUGCACCCACAUGGCUUCCGUUAUGCAAAGAGCAGCGAGGGAUUGUCUGAUGCCAUGCAAAUGUUUGAUGGUAAUGCCGUGCCACCAGGCGGGACUUGGACGUAUAUCUGGGAGGCCCCAGAACGUUCUGGCCCAGGCCCGUUGGAUCCUCCGGGGCUUGCUUGGACCUAUCAUUCAGACGCUGCAGGUACUCAAGACGUAUUCAGUGGUCUUGUGGGUGCUUCGAUCAUCUAUCGUCCCGGGGAACUGGCAAAACAUACUUUAGAUGUCCCAGCCCCUCCCGGCUCGAAUCUGAUCGAGGAAGUACUGACGCUCUUUUUGAUCGUGGACGAAAAUCAAUCGUACUAUAUCGACGAGAACACGCUUAACAGGACCAGUAUUUCCGAAGGCCAGCUUCAGGUGAACAGAAUGGAUGCCGGCUUCCAAGAAAGCAAUCUGAAACACAGCAUCAAUGGUUUUAUGUUCGGCAAUCUCAUGGGCAUCAACCUUACUGCAGGCACUCAGGCCACCUGGCAUGUUGAAGCGCUGGGGAACGUUGUCAAUGCGCAUACACCUCACUGGCACGGGAACACACUGAUGUGGGCACAGCAGCGAAUUGAUAUCGUAAGCACGUUUGGACUUCUGCGCAGGACCAGAGAUGGCGUGUCCCGCGAAGUCUAUCUCAUCAACGAUCAACAGCCUGGGCCGUUGAUCGAGGCUGACGAGGGAGACGACUUGGAGAUCUUCGUGCUAAACAAUCUCCCCGUCGAGCAGACAAUUCACUGGCACGGCCUCCUUCAACGUGGUACGCCAGACAUGGACGGCGUUCCCGGUGUCACUCAGUUUCCGAUCCCGCCCCAAGGGAAUUUCACUUAUCGGUUCUCGACCGGGUCAGAAUACGGCUUCUAUUGGUAUCACUCUCACUUUCGAGCCUAUUACAACGAUGCCGUACGCGGGCCACUCUUGAUACGUCCUUCACCAUUGCGCCGCCGCUCGUUCGAGGGCUUUGCACGCGAUAGCACGGAAUUAGACGCGAUGUUACAAGCCGAGCGAGCCGCGACGCCGCUUGUGUUGACCGACUGGUAUCAUCGGCUCUCAGAUGUUGUUUACGAGGAAUACUUUACCACCGACGCCUUCCCUCAAUGUGUCGACAGCCUUCUGGCAAAUGGAUUUGGGAGAGUCCAGUGUUUGCCUGAAAGUGUCCUGCAGGCCGGUCCCGGACUGAGAUUGGAGUCUAUUGUCGCCAGCGAUCCUCACGACCCUCUGAGUACGCCGGUGCCUACGGCGUCUGCCAGUAUGUCUGACAUGCCGAUAGACACAAGUUCAGGUAUUGGCACUUCGAUGGAAACAAUGUCAUCGUCACCCCUAUCGAUGGACUCAAUGUCGAUGGAUAUCUCCAUGAACAUGCACAAACGAGCAGAUCAUGCAACAAUGACAGCAGCAGACUCGACAGUCUCUGGUAUGACCAUGCUAUCCGCCAGCAGCACUUCCACGUCCCCAAUGGAGACCAUGUCUGGCAUAGCCGACAUGUCCAGUCUUGGUCCUAAAGGUUGCAGUAUGCAAAUGAUGUUCAAACCAGGCUUUAACACAAGUUCUCUGCCACCAGAGACAUGUAUUAACACCGCGUCAGAACUGUUCAAGUUUGAUGCUGAUGCCUCUCAAGGCUGGGCGGCUUUUCAUCUGGUCAACGCAGGUGCCGUGAGCAGGCUUAGUGUCUCACUCGACGGACACUCCAUGUUCGUCUACGCUGCAGACGGACUCUAUGUGGAGCCGCAAGAGGUCAAGGUUCUACACAUCUCGAUUGGCCAGCGGUAUUCUGUAAUGGUGAGACUCGAUCAGGAACCAGGGGCCUACUACCUGCGGUUUGCUUCGUAUCCGUACGGUGACAUGCAGCAAGUCAUCGAAGAUCAAGCAAUUCUGUCUUACCAGACUAAUGGCACCAACAAGAAAGAAUAUGGGCCCAGUGAAUGA
Molecule: messenger RNA, 2337 nt
Organism: Exophiala oligosperma
Lineage: Eukaryota; Fungi; Ascomycota; Eurotiomycetes; Chaetothyriales; Herpotrichiellaceae
Exons: 10
Coding region: 1-2337 (778 amino acids)
Molecular function (GO): oxidoreductase activity; copper ion binding
Source: RefSeq, a predicted model, not a curated record